Messenger RNA from Nymphalis io (European peacock), 1380 nucleotides. RefSeq names its product serine-enriched protein (gene gprs). Bases 233 to 1351 code for a protein of 372 amino acids. The transcript has 9 exons. Lineage: Eukaryota; Metazoa; Arthropoda; Insecta; Lepidoptera; Nymphalidae. Gene Ontology annotation, molecular function: protein binding. The record is from RefSeq and is a predicted model, not a curated record.
UAGAAUCUGUCAAGCCUUAAUAAUAAGCUUCUGUUGAUUUAUAUGAAUUAAAUUGCAUUUAAUUAAUCGUUAAGUUUAGUAAGAGCAGUGUAUAAAAAUCAAUCCGCUUAUUGAAUUAUAGUUUUUUUUUCUUCCUAAUAAAUAACGUCAUUUUAUUGUUAAUGAAGUAUAUUAGGGUGUGAAAUUUGUGUGGAUAUAGAAGAAUUAAAGAGUCCAAUAUCAACAGUCGUCAAUGCGAAGCGGUGCGUUAGUUGCAAUGGAGGCGGAGCCCGACCUCAGUACUUUCGAGAACAAAUCAGGACUUGCUGAGGAUAUGAAGUUCCUUGCAUCAAUGCCUGAACUCUGUGACGUCACAUUUCUUGUAGGUGACACAAGAGAACCGGUAUGCGCUGUCAAAGCUGUUCUGGCAGCUAGAAGCAGAGUAUUUCAAAAAAUGCUAUAUCAAGCACCAAGCCCACAAAGAAAGAAGGAACAGGCACCACGGGAAAACAAACUUCGGCUGUUUUUGAAACGAUCAUCAGAGCCUCUCUUGAAUCUUCAGAAUGCUGCCCAACAGAGAUCGACUUUCGCGCAGCAAUUGGCUCCAAUACAAGAGCCUUCGUCACAACAGCAUCAGACGUUAAUCAUUGAAGAAUUUGAGCCCGACGUAUUUCGUCAGCUGAUUGAAUAUAUUCACACUGGUUGCGUCACUUUACAACCAAGAACGCUUCUGGGUGUAAUGAAUGCUGCUGAUUACUAUGGAUUAGAUGAGCUUAGACGAGCUUGCGCUGGUUUCGUUCAAUGUUGCAUAACCGUGGAUACAGUUUGCGCCUUGCUAGCCUCCGCUGAGAGGUACAUUCAAUACAAGUGUACCAAAUCAUUGGUUCAGAAGGUUUUGGAGUUUGUAGACGAACAUGGUAAUGAUGUUUUGAAUUUGGGUUCAUUCACUUUACUGCCUCAACAUGUUGUCAGGUUAAUAUUAGCAAGAGAUGAGCUCCGAGCAGAUGAAUUUACUAAAUUUCAGGCGGCGUUGAUGUGGAGCAAGAAAUGCUGUGAUACAAAUCAGAAUAUGUCCUUGAAAGACGUGAUCGGAAAUUUUCUGGAAUAUAUCCAGUUUCAUAAGAUUCCAGCGAAUGUCUUGAUGAGGGAGGUCCAUCCUCUUGGUUUAGUACCAUAUUCCAUCAUCAUGAACGCUUUGGCUUAUCAGGCAGACCCGGCCAGCGUAGAUCCAGGCAAGCUAUCACCGGCGCGAAUCCGGCGCGCCGGCCGCUCUAUGUCAGUGCAGUCCUCGCUUGACCCCUAUGGCUCCAACACCACCCUAUCCUCGACCGGAUCGAGCGAUGGACCGUCAUCUGACUCUCGGCACAACUAACGCGAGGGGAACGUCCCCCGUCCCGCGCC